AUCUCGGCACCAGCAUGUAUAAAUAGGUCCGUUCAGUUUGGGGUUAGGACGUCGUUUUUUUGUGAAGUCCCUGUGAGAACUGAGCGCCAAUAUUUAUUGGGCAGUCAGGCAAAUCUUCACUGAAAUCCACAGUAGCAUGGCUCUAAAUAAUCCCACCCCUCUGGGACCAUGGAAGAUCACAGUUUAUGACCAGGAAAACUUCCAGGGCAAACGUCUUGAGUUCACCUCGGCCUGCCAGAACAUCAUGGAGUGCAGCGUCGACAACAUCCGCUCCCUCAAGGUGGAGUGUGGGGCCUGGGCAGGAUAUGAGCACUCCAGCUUCUGUGGACAACAGUUUGUGCUGGAGAGGGGAGAGUAUCCUCACUGGGAGUCGUGGAGUGGCAGCAACGCCUACCACAUUGAGCGGAUGAUGUCCUUCCGGCCCAUCUGCUCCGCUAACCACAAGGAGUCCAAGAUGGUGCUGUUUGAGAGGGAGAACUUCAUAGGUCGCCAGUGGGAGAUAAACGAUGACUACCCCUCCCUGCAGGCUAUGGGCUGGAGCAACAAUGAGAUCGGAUCUAUGCAAGUUCAGAGCGGAGCCUGGGUGUGCUACCAAUUCCCAGGUUACCGUGGUUACCAAUACAUCAUGGAGUGCGACCGCCACGGUGGCGAAUACAAACACUACAGAGAGUGGGGCUCCCAUGCUCAGUCCUUCCAGGUGCAGUCGCUGCGUCGGAUCCAGCAAUGAGGCCUGCAUCCGCCUCUCCCUACCACUCACUCUUUACCUCCUCUUCUUUCUUCUCCCCUUAUUCAUCUUCCUCCAUCCACCCUGUCAUUCCUGCACCUUUUGUGGUUUCCCAAUUGAGAAGUUAACACAGUGUUUGUUUUGUUGCCAAAUAAAAAGCACUUACAAGGGAUUGAGAGGAGAGAAAAAAAAACUGACAAUGAAGAGAAGCUCUGGACUGAUGCCCCAGGAGGAAAGAAGAAAAGGGAAGUGAAAAGCCUGGCAGUGGCAACAGAGCAGCGGAGUCACGCAGGCAUUGCUGUGUAACUUCACAUGUUUGUGGGUCACUAUGGUGACGCCGGUGAUGGAAAAAGAAAGAAUGGGCAACUUAAAAUAAACACAAACUCAAACAGUCGGCUUCUAACCUGCA
Poecilia reticulata (guppy) is the source of this 1133-nucleotide messenger RNA. It is a transcript of the gene cryba1a, whose product is annotated as crystallin, beta A1a. NCBI's taxonomy places the organism in Eukaryota, Metazoa, Chordata, Actinopteri, Cyprinodontiformes, Poeciliidae. Gene Ontology annotation, biological process: visual perception; lens development in camera-type eye. The record is from RefSeq and is a predicted model, not a curated record. Gene Ontology annotation, molecular function: structural constituent of eye lens.